AUGGAGAACGUCGGACGCACCGGCGGAAGGCGGACGGCGGACGGCGGGUUCCUUGCAUUGUGCACAGAGCAUGCAGGCCUUACCUGUACACAGUGCAAGGUACCCGCCGUCCGCCGUCUGCCUUCCGUCGGUGCGUCCGCGUUCGCAUACGCCGUGCCGGUGAGUCCGCGCUUUCCCAUUUCUCUCACAGCGGCUGCUACUCUGAGCUCUCCAUUCCAUUAUUCCAUCUUGGAUCGGGCCGGCUGUUUAGCAUUUCGCGGGCAUAAUGAGAGUUUUGAUUCCAAAAACCAAGGAAAUUUUCUUGAGCUAUUGCAAUUUUUAGCAGAACAUAAUGAAGAUAUAAGUAAUGUUGUAUUAAAGAAUGCUCUAGAGAAUUUGAAAUUAACUGCACCUGAUAUUCAGAAAGAUAUUUGUAGAGCCAUAUCUAUUGCAAUUACAGACUACAUAAAAGCAGAAGUUGGUGACAGUUUCUUCUCUAUUCUCGUUGAUGAAGCUCGUGAUGUGUCAGGGAAAGAACAAAUGGCUGUCGUUAUACGAUAUGUGAAUGAGAAAGGACUAAUUAUUGAAUGUUUUUUGGGUAUUGUACACGUUCCUGAAACGUCAGCUCGAUGUCUCAAAAAAGGAGUUGAACAAAUCCUUUCAAAUUACAAUUUGUCGCAUUCUAAAAUUCGUUGUCAAGGUUAUGAUGGUGCAAGCAACAUGAGUGGAGAAUUUAAUGGCCUAAAAGCACUUUUUCUGAAUGAUACUAACUCUGCAUAUUAUAUUCAUUGCUUCACACACCAGCUUCAGUUAGCGUUAGUUGCAGUUGCGAAAAAUCAUGUUCAUAUUGCACUAUUAUUUACUAUAAUUUCAAAUGUGAUGAAUAUUGUGGGUGUCUCAUGCAAACGUCGUAAUCAACUAAGAGAUAAACAACACGAUAUGACAUUAAGUGCAUUACAAAAGGGUGAGGUGUUCACUGGACGAGGAUUAAAUCAAGAAAUAUCUUUACGGCGUGCUGGUGAAACUAGAUGGGGUUCUCAUUAUGAGUCACUAAUCAGAUUAAUUACAAUGUUCUCCUCAGUUGUUGAUAUGCUUGAAAUAGUUUUGGAGGAUGGCAUAAGUUCUGAACAGAGAGGGGAAGCUUUUGCACUAUUAGAAUCAAUGCAAUCUUUUGACUUUUCUUUUUGUUUGCACUUAAUGAAAGACAUACUUGGAAUCACUGCAGAACUCUCAGAUGCUUUAAAAAGGAAAGAUCAGGACAUCUUGAAUAAUCGUUUCACAGAAGCUAAUACUGAAUUACUUUUGUGCAUUGCUUGUUUAAAUCCAUCAAAUUUGUUCUGUGCAUUCAACAAAGAAAAGUUGAUUAAAAUGGCAAACUUAUAUCCAAGUGAUUUCACUCCUUCGGAUUUGAUGAUUCUUGAUAAUCAGCUAGAAACUUACAUUAUGGAUAUGCGGCUUGAUGUACAAUUUUCAUUAUUAAAGGAUAUAGGAAGUCUUGCUGAAAAAAUGGUUCAAAGCAGAAAGGAAAUACUAUAUCGUCUUAUUUUUAGGUUAUUGAAGUUGGCAUUGGUACUACCCGUUGUAACAGUAGGAGAUGAAAGAGCAUUUUCUGCAAUGGCAAUCAUAAAAAAUCGGCUACGCAAUCGAAUUGGAGAUCAAUGGAUGAACGAUACUUUAAUUGCUUAUAUUGAAAAAGAAAAUUUAGAUUAUAUUGAUAAUGAUGCUAUUAUUCAGUUAUUUCAAAAUAUGAAGAAUAGAAGGUAUAAGUUGUUACUUGUAAGUGUACUUCAUUUUAAGUUUAGUAGUUUGCUUUUAAACCAAAAUUUUUAA
Messenger RNA from Dendrobium catenatum, 1809 nucleotides. RefSeq names its product zinc finger MYM-type protein 1-like. Bases 1 to 1809 code for a protein of 602 amino acids. The transcript has 4 exons. The record is from RefSeq and is a predicted model, not a curated record. Lineage: Eukaryota; Viridiplantae; Streptophyta; Magnoliopsida; Asparagales; Orchidaceae.